UACUGUUACAUCCAUUAUAGUUUUCGACGCGGAUAUUUUCCAGGCACCGGAUAAGGUUAAAUGAUGUUUGUAAACGCUUAAAUUAUGAGCUUAACGUCUACAAUUGCCCAGCAUCAUUUCUUCAACUAGCUGCCUGAUGCCAAGAGAAAAAAAGACUACCAAAAGACUCCGCACUGCAUCAACAGACAGUGAACGUGAGAACACUGAUAGCAGUAAGGGGUCGUCCACAAGCCAACCACCAAGCCCCACCAAGAAACGCAAGAAACCUCCCGGCCUAAAGGGGCCUGGGAGUGGUUCUGGAGGUGGCAACCUGGCUCCCCCACCUACCCCAAGUGGUGACAACAUCGUAGCCUCCAACCCGUUCGAGGACGACCCGAGCGGCGCCACUGCAACCGCUCGGGGUCUCAACCUACUAACGCGCCGCCUCGGCCGCACAGCGGCCAUGAACAAUCAGUUUGGACCUUACGGCAACUCAUUUCAUCACCAGCAUGGUAUGCCACCAGGUGGCGGCGGUGGAGGUGGUGGACCUUACCCUAACAACAUGGCCAACAGUCACAACUCCAAUGGCCCCAUGCCUCCCAUGAUGUACAAUAACCCUCAAACUCUUUUCCCUUGUGGGAUCUGCCAUCAGCAGGUCCAGGAUUCGGAAGACGCGGUGAUCUGCGUCAGUAGCUGCCAUACGUGGUUCCAUCGCAUCUGCACGGGUAUGACGACGACGGCCUACACGCUCCUCAACUCCGAGCAUGCGGCCGAAUGGGUUUGCGAUCGGUGCGUACGGGAGAAGAAGAUUCCCUUGGUCCGGCUGAAGACACAGCCAAUCACGUAGAGCUACGCUUUCUUGCUUAUGUUUUGUAUAUAUUGGAUUAUCACCAGAGGCAUUGUACAUAUCAGAAUGCACUGAUCUGUUAAUGCCCAUUGCACAUAGGUAAUAUGAAUUUUAUAUCUAUGUGUAUGCUUGUAUUCUUUGAAAGCAAUUGUUUUUACCAACAAUGUUUCAAAGGAAUUCCCACACCUUCCUCUGCUUAGUCAAGUUAGACAAGUACAUGUAGCAUUUGAAGUUACAUUUUUGGCAAAGGAUUCUCCUUGGGCAUUGAUUAGUGGAGGACAUAAUGUAAAUUCUAAUGAUUUAUGGUAUUAAUUGAUGAAGUGUAAUUGUGUUGAAAUUUGUAGGGUCAUGAAAUUUCUUUUAAACGACCGAAUACAUGUGCGAAUUCCUCUUUUUGAAACAAUAUAUGUCUGUGUAUUUAUUAUAGUUUUGUGACUUGGUGGUGAAUAAAGAGGCUCUCCACAUCGCUUCUUUAUACCCCAUCAUAAUCACCUGCAUGUAUGGAGUGAUUUCAGAAUGGCUAUAAUAAAGAGUGUAUGGAAGAACCUCUAUAUGUGCAUUUACAUUGAUCAAGUUCUUUGAGCCAGGAUCAGCAUUUUGAAAUACAUGUAUGUUAGUUCAAGUAUGGCUACAUCCUUGUGCCUUGCACAUUUUGUCUAAAUACUGAUCUGGGCCCCAGAACACAAAGUUGAGAGCGAUAAUAAUCGCUAAUUUGAAAGAACAAUUCUGAUUGGUUCCUAGUCAGUCUACUGAGUGAAAUGCACAUGCAACGAUGAUCUUGAUAGGCCACUUCAUUUAGUGAUUAAUCACUAACCUUUUCGUUACCCGGCCCUGGAUUGGUUGAUAAUGAAACAAAGUCAAACCUAAUCACUUUCACAUUUUAGCUAUUAAUAAACAAAAACAAUCGUACUGCCUUGAAAUAUAAGCAUGAAUGUAGCCUUGCUAAUGACCUGCUGACUUAAAAAUCAAGUAAGAUAUCUCCUCUUAAGUACGUGUUCACGAACGUAAUAUAUACGUAUUUGUAGUUAAAGGUCGAGGCCAUCUCAACAUUAAGUUGACUUGAAUAACUAGAGAAAACUCGAUCCUUACACAUCACAGAAUGCAAUGAGUGUACAAAUUAAGUGAACCCAUUUACAUUGCAGUAUUCUGUCUCGAGUCCUAUCCUUGAAAUAACCGCAAAAUGGGACUUGAAAGGAGAAAAUUACCCCCCCCCCCUCCUUCCAGUUAAGGAUUAAAUAUGCUUCAGGUACAUGUUUAAUCGCUAUUCAUUUUAUGUAUUCUUGUGAUUUAGAAUCUUAAUCUCUUAUUUAUUUCAAGUCAUUGUUAAUAGCUCUUAUGGUACGUUAGUAAUUAAAAUUAGGCAAACUAAUAAACGUGGGUUGUUUGGACAGGAGACAAAAGACAGAACUUAUGAAACAAUUUAGAAGUGAUCAGUAAGUCUUACAUGAGAGACAAUUAAAACGAAUUUAUAUUACAUCAAAUGCAUUGUUAAAAUUAAAAAGAAAGAAACAAGCAGUGGUCAGUAUUGUACUUUUAAUCUGAAAUAAUUUUGAUAAUGUCAUAUUAUUGUAAUUAGAUAUUCUCUUCUUUUUGUGAGCAUUUGAACCCUAUCAAUUUCUUUCACUCAUUGAAAGUAGAAAUAAAUAUUUGAAAUACGAUAAAUGCCAAAUUAAAGUGUCUUCCCACAACGAUGUAAAGAUGAUUUAUUGUGAACAAGUUACAAGAAUGUAUUUAGCUUUUAGUAGUGAGGCAUAGCCAAUUAGCCACAUUGCAGUAUGUUUGUUUUGAAGUAAAUUUGUCUUUUAUACUGUGAGCAUUUUUCUUAUCAGAAAU
Lytechinus variegatus (green sea urchin) is the source of this 2659-nucleotide messenger RNA. RefSeq names its product protein pygopus-like. Bases 137 to 826 code for a protein of 229 amino acids. The transcript is spliced from 3 exons. NCBI's taxonomy places the organism in Eukaryota, Metazoa, Echinodermata, Echinoidea, Temnopleuroida, Toxopneustidae. The record is from RefSeq and is a predicted model, not a curated record.